CUGGGGGCGGUCUCUGUGGUAUCUGUGGUACUAGUGGUAUCUACUGAGGGCGAUUAGUCUCAGAGGGUCACAAGAUGACUGAUAAACCCCAAGGAGACCUAUCAUUCAAAGUACUCAACCUUCUGAGUAAAGAGAGAGCCAUCUAUGGACUCCGCAAUGGUGACCAUGAGCGAUACAGACGACACUGUGCAAACAAAAUCCAUCGUCUACGUCAAGUAACUCAUACCACAUGUGGGAAAGGUAAAGUAUACAAAAAACCUUCUCCAUUAACCAAAGAUAGCAUUCAAGAUGUUCGUCACCUACAUUUUAUGUUGUUUUCCGUGGAACGAGCAUUGACUCAUUCUCACCAACUUCGAACUUUAGCUCGGGAUCCCAAAGUACCGAAAGAAACCAAACGUGAUCAGAUUUCUUGGCUUCGACGAGCUCUCAAACUUUCUACUUUCUUCUACGACCUAUCCAUUUCUCUCGUUUCUGAUGGUCGACUCAACAAUCAGACCUUGGCCGAAAUAUCAAUCUACCAUCUUUCCGUCCGUGCGGAACUUUUCUUCGAGAAGAAUCAAUUCCCCGAGGUACUCACGGAUCUGGCAGUUCGUCGCAAUCUCCUCACUGUUUUGAGAGAUGCAGCGAAGGAUUCAUACGAUCAAGCCCUUGCUUCUGAGAGUAUGGACGCUUACGAUCCCAUGAUUCGAUUUGCUGCUUACAAGCUGGGUCGGACGGAGUCGCAUGACAUCGAGGGCGUCGUGAGUGAGGUUGAUGCGGAAAUGAUGGAGGAAACAUUACCUGGGUUUGGUAAACUCGUUGAGAGUUUACGAGCAGAGCUGGGAGCGAAUGAUGUGGAAGAGAAGAGGAAAGUCUUGGAGGAUAUUGAAUUUGCAGGUGAUAAAGUGGAAUUCAGAAGUGCGGAGAUGGUAGGCGUCAUGCUCAAAGUUCAAGACGCUUUGAAAAGGUUGAAGGGGAAAACGGAGAGUGGGAAAGGUAGAAGUAUGAAGGGUUGGGAUAAAGUGUUGGCGGUAUUGGGUGAAGCGGAGGAAGUUGCUAAACGUUUGGUCGAUGAUCAUGAGGCCGCAGCUUCGACAUCUUUGCGUUCUGCAGAAACAUCCAAAUCUCUUUCUUUUGCUCAUCAAUAUAUCGUCUUUCUCCUCCUUUCCCAUCGUAUUCGUCGAGAUCUCCUCCUGGCCGAAUCACUCCGAGGCUCCACCCCUCUUCCGACCGACAUCUCAUCUUUCAAGGUUCCCGGCGGAAGGGCCAAAUUGGCCGAAGCUGUCAAAGGCCUCGGGGCCAUGGUGAAGCUCUACGACACCGUGUUGCAGAGUAUGACGCAGCUACGCUCUCUGGCCAUUGUCGAGGAACGUGAUGAGGUACGAGCGGGUACUCAAGGACUCGAGGAUCACUUUCAUGCUACCAGGUGCUUCCUCCUGGCCCGACUCCACUGUCUCCACCCUCAACCUUCGUACGCCUCUGCUGUACAGCUUCUCUCGCGCGCAGGCUUGUUGCUUCGGCAGGCGAGGGAUGAGUUGUUCAGCGCCGAUGUAUCUCUAAAAGAGGAGAUUAUUCCUUUAUCAAGAGACGAUUUGGCGGACCUCGAGAGGCAAGUGCAAGAACUUGAUAUGGCAGCGAAGAGAGGAUUGUUUGGGGUCAGUGUCGAGAAGCCCUUAUUCUUCGACACAGCGUUUAACUAUGUCGAUCUGCCAAUGGAUGAUCUGAUGAUGCUUGCUGGUAGGAAGGCUUCUUCACCUGCAUCCGGAGUGGAGAGAAUGACAGAGGCAAUUGGAAAUGUAGCGGAUAAGUUGACCGAGGUGAGAAAGGUGGUAUCUGAAAAAGGACAAGAUGUCAUGGGAAGUCAAAGCGAGGAAAGUAAAUCCAAGUCGUGGCUCGGAGGUUGGUUCAAUAGGGGAUAGAGGAUAUGUAGUGGACAGUAUCUCUUAGCAUAUUCAUGCACCCAUACCAUCCU
This is a messenger RNA of Tremella mesenterica DSM 1558, 1951 nucleotides long. RefSeq lists its product as uncharacterized. The record is from RefSeq and is a predicted model, not a curated record. Gene Ontology annotation, molecular function: signal recognition particle binding; endoplasmic reticulum signal sequence receptor activity; 7S RNA binding. The transcript has 5 exons. Gene Ontology annotation, cellular component: signal recognition particle, endoplasmic reticulum targeting. Bases 75 to 1898 code for a protein of 607 amino acids. Gene Ontology annotation, biological process: SRP-dependent cotranslational protein targeting to membrane. Lineage: Eukaryota; Fungi; Basidiomycota; Tremellomycetes; Tremellales; Tremellaceae.